This is a messenger RNA of Vespa crabro (European hornet), 4470 nucleotides long. Its product is annotated as G-protein coupled receptor Mth2-like. The coding region runs from base 2025 to 4238 and encodes 737 amino acids. Gene Ontology annotation, biological process: cell surface receptor signaling pathway. Gene Ontology annotation, molecular function: G protein-coupled receptor activity. The transcript is spliced from 8 exons. Gene Ontology annotation, cellular component: membrane. The record is from RefSeq and is a predicted model, not a curated record. Lineage: Eukaryota; Metazoa; Arthropoda; Insecta; Hymenoptera; Vespidae.
UAAAGGACUCGUGGAGAAAAAAAAGGGUAGGGAUAAAGCAAGUAGAGGGUGAAAAUGACCAUGCUUUUUAUUGGAGAAAGGAAGAGACGCGUUCUCCCUAUCCUAUUUCGUUCGACAAGUUGAAUUUCAGUACGUUCCUGCUAAGCGAGCGAACGAACGAGCGAACAGUCGCGCUCGUGCGUUCGUAUUAACCGCAUCGAGCGGCCUUCUCCGUCGUAUUCUCGCUUUGAUCAAACGAGGAAAGAAAGAGAUUGAGAAAAAGAGAGAUGAUCGCCACUUACGAAUGAUUCGACAAUCGUCGACAGUUUGAGAGCAGAGUUGAAAACUCAAUCAAAAAAGACGACUUUCCGAAGAUUUUGCAAGAUAUAUUUUUCGAGUUACGGGGGGGAGAGACACAGAGAGAGAGAGAGAGAGAGAGAGAGAGAGAGAGAGAGAGAGGAGAAAAGCAAAUGUCGAUCCGCUACUAGACGCCUCUUCGUUCUCGGUGAAUAUGAAUGGAAACGAAGGAAUAGCAAUUUGAGGAACGAGCGAAGCUCGGUCCGAUUUGGAUCUAGCUUUUAGUGGGUGGAAGAAGAGAGAGAGAGAGAGAGAGAGAGAAGAAACGGAGUAAUAACAAGGAUAAUACUAAUAACGAUUGGGACGGGCCUAGGAGCUCGGCGAACGACGAAAAUUGCAAGAUUUGUCUGAAAGGCGAACACGAUCGUGAGGGAAUAAUAAAUCAGGAAAAGGAAGGGAUAAAGCGGGAGAGAAAGGGAAAGAAAAAAGUCUUGCUCGGCUCUCGGCAGAGUUAUCGGCGAGAAAUAGCAGAGAGAAGCAGUGGAUGAAUAAUAAUACGAGAAAAAAAGAAGAGGAAGAAAUAGAGACUAGGAAAUAGAACGAUGUGAAAGAAAGAGAGGAGAUACCUCGUGAUAGGAUAAUUCGAAAGGACGAAGCGUAACUCACGAGAUCGUGCACGAAGAUUAGAAUUUAAGGCACGCUGAAGAAUUCUUACAAAGAAUUAUCGCAAAGUGUAGAUAGUUUGGUCUAAGUGGAAAGGACAAAAUCCCGAAUUAUUCAUUGAGAAUUUUAGAGAAAAAAAGAAAAAAAAAGUGAUAUUUUUCACGAGCGUCUAAUUGAUUUCGCGAAGGGAGAAUAGAAAGUAGAAGUAAAAAUUUUAUUAAAACACUCGUUAGACCGUCGUUAGAUCGUCGUUAAAUCGUCGGUGAUGCUUUAAGAUUUUCAAAGGUAUACCGGAGAGAGUUCAACGUCACGUUUUCAGCACGAGGAUCGGUCUCGUGCCAACCUUAUCUACUGGCUAAUUUAUCGAACUUACCCUAUUAAAGAUAAUUACGUGACUGCUCGAUAGUACUACUUCUAAUCUAGCUUCCUAGGUAUCGCGGAAUAAUUUAUUUUAUUUCCUUCCUUUUCGACUCGAGAACGCAGAGAGGAAGCUUACGAAUGUAAUUCGUUUCGAGUUUGUUACUUCGUUUUAUCGCGAUUAACGGAAAAAUCUUGGUUCCUCGUGGAACGAAACGGGAUCGAAUUUUUACUUGUAACGAUAAAACUCCUAAGUGUUGUUCCGAUUCCCUAACGCUAUCGAUAUCUAACGACUUUGCUAAUGAUCCGAAGAGUAAAUGAUUAGGUAGUAAACAAAAAACCAACCAACUUUGUUCUAUCGUUUGUUUGCGGUUAAUCUUCUCUUUUAGUUUCUCCUACCUUUAGUUUUCUCACUCGACUAGAGAUCCAACUUUCAAAAGAGAGAUCACUCAAUAUUCUCAUAUAUCGUCGUUGUCUCAUAUACGGUGUGUGUGUGUGUGUGUGUGUGUUGCGGGUGCGUGCGCAACACGCGUGUGAAAACGAUGAUAAAGAGAAAAGAAAGAAAAAUGAUGAAGAAACGCAAAGAACAACGAAAGUGAUCUUACUUUAUUACUCGCGUCAGUUCAACGUCGUACGAUAGUCAGGGAGAACGUUUCCUUGCAAGGAUAAUAAAAAGAAGAAAACAGAAAAGAAGAGGAAAGAAAAGAAAAGAAACAGAUCAUUGAGAAAUGAAGAGAAACUUGGAAGGAUAUCCGCUCGUUUUGUCCUCGUCGAGAAAUUAUCUGGUUCUCAUUCUGAUCUUUCUAUCCGUGAAAGUAUCGACGAGCAACGAGCUUCGAAUGAGAAAAUGUUGUCCACCGCAAGAAAUUUUUUCCGGCCGAUCGAAGGUGGACUGCGUUCCCGCACCGAACCAGGCGAUGGAAUUGCAUCCUUUAUCGAAUGGCAUCAACUUAGGUAUUCCUAGGUGCGAGAAACCGGAGGAUAUCGCAACGACUUUUAUCAACGAGAUCAGAUCAGACGAUUUCCUCAGAAGUCCAGCUUGUUUGGAGAUUCUCCGAAAGGAGUCUUCCGACGAGGAGUUCCCAAUAAUCGUUCAUUGUCACUCGAACGAGGACGACACGAGGAAAGAAGCAACUGGAUUGUCCUUUCCAAAAAUCACAACGAUUCGAAGAUGUUGUCCGAAGGAUACCCUCUUCGAUCCCGAUACGAGAUUCUGCGUGCCAUCUAUAUCCUAUGUCAACGAUACCUCCUUCCUUUCUUCGGACGAUCCCUUUUUUUCUUUCUUACCGAUUAUUGACUCGAUCGAUUUUCUAGGAGUGACGAGAGGUCCACCCAAUUGUCCGCGAGUCAUAUUCGAUUUUCGUAUAAACUCAAGCAAUUUGAUCUUCGAGAAUCGAACUUUCAAAGGUACACUGUCGUUGAGCCAAAACGGACGUAGGGAAGAAGAGAUCAAGCUGACAGAAGAGAACGCUUGCGUCGAGCUAACUCCGGAAUCCACGAUCUCGAACGGAAAACUGAUCCUACGGCUCUGCCGAGAUGAAGAAAUUUGUUCGGAAAAGUCGUGCAUCAGAAAGUGCUGCCCGGAGGACCAGUUUUUGAUAUCAGGAAAAAGAGAAUGUCAAAAAUUGUAUGACGACUCGAUCACACCGAUCGAGUUUCACAAGGAGAUUUUGAAUUCGUCGAUUCACAAAGAUUUCUUCAGAGAAGAUUAUGGUCUGCUCAUUGGCAAAAUGUGCCAGGACAGAGGAAUGUAUCCCGUGCGUCCGGAAGAAAAUUGGAGCAUUACCCCUGAAGGAUACAUCGACGUGCCCGAUUACAAGGUCUACGGUCACUACGAGUACUGCAUGGACAUCUUUUACAACAGCUCCAACUACAAGGAAGGCCUUUAUCCUUUCGUGUGUUUCCCAAAGGAUAUUGACCCACCGUGUCGACUACGGUGCAGCAUUAAUAGCGUACUUCAGUUGACCAGCUGCGCAUUUUUGCUGACAACGUUGGUGGUCUACGUUUGCCUACCCGUUCUCCAGAAUCUCCAUGGCAAGACUCUCAUGUGCCAUGUCGGCAGCCUCCUUUUGGCUUUCGUUUGUCUGCUUUUGAUCUCCUGGCUGACUCCAGACAGUACUCCAGAGGAAUCGACAGCCACGGUAUCAUGCAAAUUUUUAGGCUACGCGAUGCUAUUCUCUUUCCUCUCGGCUUUCUCCUGGCUCAACGUCAUGUGCUUCGACAUAUGGUGGACUUUCGGCGGUUCGCGUGGAAACACAUCGACGAGAGGAAGAGGACACAGGAAAAGAUUUUUGUUGUACUGCGCGUACGCGUGGGGCCUGGCCUGCUUGAUUACCGUCCUAGGCAUCGUGGUCGAUCACACCGACUUUUUCCCAAAGUAUUUGCGGCCUACUAUCGGACGAGCAAGCUGUUGGUUUACAUCUGGAAGUAAUCUUCACGGUGAACUCUUGUUCUUCAUCGCACCGUUGACGCUUCAACUUCUAAUCAACAUCGUCUUCUUCGUUAUCACAUCUAUAAAUUGCAACAAGGUAAAGACUGAGAUAAACAGAGUGAUCACGGAUCCUUCGGACAUUAGAAACAAACGAUUUCAGGCCGAUCGAACCAAAUUGAUCAUGAAUAUAAAGCUGUUCAUCGUUAUGGGAAUAUCUUGGAUAUUAGAGAUUGUCUCUUACUUUCUCAACAAUUACGCCAAGGAUUUGAAAUGGCGCGAAGAAUUCUUUUAUGCUUCGGACACCUUUAAUUGCCUUCAGGGACUAUUGAUCUUCAUUCUCUUUGUUCUAAAGAGCCGCGUAUAUUAUGCGCUACGAAGAAGAUUGGGGUUUGAAGACAAGAAACGGUUGUCGAGCAACGCAACGACCGCCGUACACGACACUUGUAGGGUGAAAAACAGUGCUAGCAAUAGCACGCUUAUGUCUACGUUUCAAGUGAGCUUGACGCCAUGACGAAAACCGGACGAACAUUUUACAUAGAUCGAAGUAUUACACUUAAUCAGGGAUUUCUUCAAAGCGUGCGUUAUUUUUGCGCCUUUGGUUUAUGGCACUCCAACUUUUCAACUCUUCCGCUUUAAUAUUCUAUUAUUAUUACGUUGUACUACGCGUUCCACGAAGAGGAAAGAAGUAACAAAUUCGACCACAAAGAUCUUUGUGUAUAAAGUUAAGAAAAUGACGCCAUCGA